UAAAGGAACGAAGACGGCGUGAAAGCCAGCAGUGUUGUCUUGCUCCCCGGCAUCUGGAUCAUAGGGCACGAGACAGAACUAGGUGGCGCGCCUUGAUUAAACUUGCUCACAGCAACUUAGAAGAUAGGCAUCACGGAGACCUGAGACAGCUCAAAAGAAGAGGAAGGCAGUAGCAACGGCCGUGCCCAAGGAACCAGGACAAGUCCCCCUCCCCACUGUGAACGUCGGUGUCGUUCAAGAAUUGGCCUCUACAGUCACCCUCAAACACACCGCAGAUGAGCUGCACAAACACAAUCAUAAUCGUCGAAACCGACAGACAACCAAGACAAGUUAUUUCCCGUGGGAGUUAAAUAGAGCAGAGCCCGAGGCUUGAAAGGAGGAUGAACAUUUGGCAUUUCGUCACUUCAUGGACAUUUUCUUAAAGCAAAGUAAUUUGCAUUGAUCAGUACAGUUAAUACGUUCAAGCAACAGAGUGAAGGAUGCAGUUCAUUAUCAGAAGUGGAUGAAAACUAUCAUUGUUUCUCGACAUUAAGCUGGAUCAAAUUAUGUUUGAUUCUGGAGACGAAGUUCUUCGUUGCUUCCUCAUGAUGAAAAGUUCAUCGCUGAUCCUCGUCUGUCUGUUAAUCCUGCUAGUGAUACCUUGGAGCCAGGGUCACAGCCUAUUCACCUGUGAGCCUAUAACUUUCCAUCGGUGCGAAGGUCUCUCAUAUAAUAUGACAUUUUUCCCCAAUAAAUUGGAGCACUAUGAUCAGGACACUGCAGCCGUUGCAAUGGAGCCCUUCCUGCCUCUUAUAAACCUGGUUUGUUCACCGGAUGUAAGAACAUUUCUGUGCAGUGCCUUUGUGCCAGCCUGCACAGAAGAACGCCAGAUUGCCCCACCUUGUCGAGAGCUUUGUGAGAAAGUUCUUAAGGACUGUGAAAAACUGAUGGAGACAUUUGGGAUCUCGUGGCCGGAGGAACUGCAAUGUGAUCGGUUAGAAGAUUGCAAUGGUGGCCAGCACACUUCAGCUAUAGCUUCAACUCCAAGAUCGGUCACAGAGAAGACUUCACAGAUGGUAGUGAAAGAUUAUGGAUUUUGGUGUCCACGACCCCUCAAGAACCCAACUGGGCAUGGUAGUUCAUUUCUUGGUGUGGGUGACUGUUUGCCACCAUGUCCCAACAUGUACUUCAGAGAAAAUGAAUUGAACUUUGCCAAGUAUUUCAUUGGAAUUGUUUCCAUCAUUUGUCUGUGUUCAACUCUCUUCACAUUCUUGACUUUUCUCAUCGACGUUCGAAGAUUCCGUUACCCUGAGCGACCUAUUAUUUUUUAUGCAGUAUGUUAUAGCAUGGUAUCUCUGAUAUACUUUGUUGGUUUCAUUGCUGGUAAUAACAUAGUUUGCAACAAAGCAAAUGAGAAAUUGGGUACCAUGGAAACAGUUGUCAUAGGUGCACAGAACAAAGGAUGCACAAUCCUUUUUAUGCUCUUAUAUUUCUUUACCAUGUCAGGAACUGUUUGGUGGGUAAUUCUGACCAUCACCUGGUUCCUAGCAGCAGGUUUGAAGUGGAGUUGUGAAGCUAUUGAACAGAAGGCAUUGUGGUACCAUUCUUUUGCCUGGGGAAUGCCUGGGAUAUUCACAAUAAUGCUGCUUGCCUUAAACAAAGUUGAAGGUGACAAUAUUAGUGGUGUAUGCUUUGUUGGACUGUAUGACUUGAAUGCUUUGCGUUAUUUUAUCCUGACACCAUUGUGCCUCUGUGUGGUGGUGGGAUUGUCCCUCCUUUUGGCAGGAAUUAUUUCCUUGAAUCACGUACGACAGGUAAUUCAACAUGACGAAAGAAAUCAGGAGAAACUAAAGAAGUUUAUGAUUCGAAUUGGAGUUUUCAGCGGCCUAUACUUGGUGCCAUUGGUAGCACUCCUGGGAUGUUAUAUUUAUGAGCAAGCUCUUCGGACGACUUGGGAAACUACGUGGGUUCAUGAUUACUGUCAAGAUUAUCCCAUUCCGUGUCCCAAUCAGGUAGAAACUCUCACCAGACCUGACUUGUCUCUUUUUAUGAUGAAAUACCUGAUGACUCUAAUUGUCGGUAUACCAGCAGUUUUCUGGGUUGGCAGUAGGAAGACCUGUUCUGAAUGGGCCAAUUUCUUUCAGAGCGCUCGCAAGCGAGACCCAAUAACAGAAAGCCGCAGAGUGCUGCAGGAGUCCUGUGAAUUUUUCCUAAAGCACAAUUCCAAAGUCCAGCACAAAAAGAAGCACAAGUCGGGUUUGCAUAAACUCAGGGUCAUCUCUAAAUCCAUGGGGACAUGCACCACAGGUGUGGCAAGUCAUGGGACGUCCCUGCCUGCCGCCAGCCCAGGGACACUUUCAGAAGCUAAACCUUUUCUUGAAAUCAAUGAACAUGAUGCUCUCCUGCCUGAAAUGCCAUCCACCUUGAACGUCUCUACUGGGGAACGAGCUUCUAUCAGUUUAUUGAGCCAGGCAAUGUCUGCUGACUUGCCAGAGAAAGGAAGUAAUGAGGGCAGCAACUCUGUUGGACCAAGAGUUCAGUCUGAAGGCAUUCAGCGUGUCCCAGAUGGAAGAUUGACACCAAGUGGCAACUUCGCUGAGGAAUCCACACUGCAAAGUAGCUACACACUUGUACCGCACUAUUCAUGUCCUACAAGCAGCAAGGGCUGUGCUUCUCUUGUUGUACAUGCAUUGCCAGAAUUCAGCAAAGUGGAAGACCCUGGGAAUGAUGACUCAAAUGCCUGAGGAUGCCUGCUCCAAACCAUUUGGCUUGAUAUGACAUUGUAAAAUAUUUUGACCAGAGCAUAUUAUUUGUGAACUUCCCCUCUAUGCUUUGUUUUGUAAGCUACUUACUGUCUUCUAUCAAGAACAGUAAUUUAAAUGCAUUACAUCUUAAAUAGAUUGAACAUAAGUAAAUCUAAAGUUUAAUAUAAAUGAGGAAAAUACUAUAAAGUAGCAUGUUUUUAACCAUUUUUAUGCUUCCAGGCAGUUUUUUUUUGAUAUGGUGAUCUUCAUUUUAUACUUAAAUUUUAGCUUUGUGUUGAGGGGAGAAAAUGAGUUUAGUGAAUAUUAUGCAAUUUUUUUGUGUUGUGUAAAGUAUUCUUAGGUGGCAUAUAUUUCUGUUCAACCAUUUGGUAAUAUUGUUAAAUUCAAAUGUUAUUUCAUCUUGUGUACUUGAUUACAUAGUGAGAGAAUUGAAAUAUUAUUAGUGGAGAAUAACUUUAAGCAGCUGUAGUCACUAUAGAGACUGAUCUAGAACAAAACCAAUUUCCAUUAGUGGGCUGGGUCAUAUUUAUUCUGUACACUGGUGUAGGUGGUACAAAAUAGAAGAUGAGCAGUCUAGUUUAAAGUAUUCAGGGAAAAUAAGUUGGAGCUUUAUAUGGUCAAAUUCACUGGAAGAAGAUAGCAAAGUUGAUAUAUAGAUUUAUUUUAAUGGGUAUGAAUCACAGCAAAAUUAGCUAAUAGUUUAAAUCUGUAUAUUUUGGUCAGAAUAUAAAAAUAAAUAUAUGUAGUCUAGUGCAUGUAGGGUGGAAUUUUAAACUGGGGUGUGUGUAUGUAUGUAUGUAUGUUAGUCUUGCGAGACCAUGGAUCUGCGCCUGGAAAGUCUUCACUCUCCAGAGCGCAGGCCUGGGCAAGGUUGUAUGGAAGGCCAGCAGUUGUCUAUGCUGCAAGUCUCCCCUCUCCACGACACCAGUGUUGUCCAAGGGAAGGGCAUUAGACCCAUACAGCUUGGCACCAGUGUCGUCGCAGAACUAUGUGUGAUUAAGUGCCUUGCUCAAGGACACAACACAUUCCCUCAGCUGGGGCUCGAACUCUCGACCUUCAGGUCGCUAGGUUCAAUGCCUUAACCACUUGGCCAUAUGUAUACAUAGCACUGGAACUCUCAAGUCAGUCACAUUACCAUUUGCAACUACAGGACUAAAUGUCCAUGUUGGGAGUCUUGUGUUAUGUAUUUGAUUUGAGGCUGCAGGCGUCUUCUGCUGGAGACAUGAGAGACUGCAAAUGCUGGAAUCUAGAGCAGGGGCUCCCAACCUUUUUAUACCAUUAGGCAAGGGGUAUGUGGAUCCUAGUUUGGGAACCCCUGAUCUAGAGCAACAAGCAAUCUACAAGAGGAACCCAGUGGGUGGAACAAAAUCUGUGGGAGGAAAGGAAUUUUCAAUGCUUCCAGACAAAAUUUCAGGUUCUGAUGUAAAGAUAAUUCCUUUCCUCCCACAGAUGUUGCCUCCCCACUCGAGCACCUCCAGCAGAUCACUUGUUACGGUAAGCAACUGCUGCUGCCUGGGGUAGAUGUUCACAGCUGCAUUUCCAUCAUGAACUGUUACAAAUAGUUUUCAGGAACUGAUUCUGGGGACAAUCUAUGGUGGAGAUAAAUGAUGGCUUUGGUUUUCUUCAUAUUUAAAUGCCGUCAGUUUAAAAUUUGCAUUAAAGCAUCUCUAACGGCAAUACCUUGGUUGGUUUCAUUCAAGACAAUUAAGAUCUUCAGUUCUAGUAAAGUCAGCAUGAUUUCCUUAAGGGGAAAUCUUGCUUGACAAAUUUGUUGGAACUCUUUCAGGAAAUAACAGGUGGGAUAGACAAAGGAGAGUCAGUGGAUAUUGUUUAUUUAGAUUUAUAAUAGGCCUUUGAUAAGGUGCCACAAAUGAGGCUGCUCAACGAGAUAAGAACCCAUGGUAUUACAGGGUAAAAGAAUGGCUGACUAGCAGGAAGCAAGGAGUGGGAAUGAAGGAGGCCUUUUCUAGUUGGCUACUGGUGACACGUGGAGUGUUGGAGGGGUCGGUGUAGGGACCAUUUCUUUUCACGUUAUAUGUCAGCGGUUUGGCUGAUGGCUUUGUGGCCAAGUUUGCGGAUGAUACAAUGAUUGGUGGAAGGGCAAGUAGGUUUGAGGUUUGAGGAAACAGGGAGCCUGCAGAAGGACUUAGACAAAUUCGGAGAAUGGGAAAAGAAGUGGCAGAUGGAAUAUAGUGUAGGGAAGUGUAUGGUCAUGCAUUUUGUUAGAAGGAACAAGGGCAUAGACUAUUUUCAAUAUAGGACCAAAUUCAGAAAUUAAAAAUGCUUUGGGACUUAAGAGUUCUCAUGCAGGAUUCCCUAAAGGUUAACUUGCAGGUUGUGUUGGUGGUAAGGAAGGCAAAUGCAAUGUUAAUGUUGAUUUUGAGAGGACUGGAAUAUAAAAGCAAGGAUGUAAUGGUAAGGCUUUAUAAAGCACUGGUCAGUCCACACUUGGAGCAUUGUGAGCAAUUUUGGCCCCUUAUCAAAGAAGGGAUAUGCUUACAUUGGUGAGGUUCCAGAGCAAGUGCACGAGAAUGAUGCCAUGAAUGAAAGGGUUAACAUAUGAGGAAUAUUUGUUGGCUCUGAGCUUGUACUUGCUAGAAUUUAGAAGAAUGAGGAGGAGAUAUCAUUAAAACGUAUUGAAUUUUGAAAGGCCUGGACAGAGUGGAUGUGGAGAGGAUGUUUCCUAUAGUGGAGGAUUCUAGGUCCGGAGGGCACAGCCUCAGAAUAAAAGGACGUCCCUUUAGAACAGAGAUAAGGAGGAAUUGCUUUAGCCAGAGGGUAGUGAAUCUGUUAGAAUUUACUGCCAUGUACGGCUGUAAUGCAUUAUGUAAUUCUGUGCUGUGCUAUCCUGUGUGGGGCACAGAGUACGUAGAUGUAAGUCACCUUGAUUUUCAUCACUCAAACCCUUAGCAAGCCAUAGACUGUUCAACUUGUAUAGUGAUUGAAAGAGGCCAAGGAGUGGAAUUAAUUGAAUAGCCCUACAAAAGAGUUGACGGGUAAAAUUGGGCCACGUGUCUACCUCCUUUGCUGCGUCUUUCUGUGCUGAGACUGAUCCAGUUUAAUGAUUAAAACUUUCUCAUGGAAGUACCAUUCCAUGAUUCAGUUUGAUUGAAGGAGCUGUAUCAAAGCUCAAUCCAGUAGGUAGUGGAAUGAGCUGCCAGAGAGAGUGGCAACCCAGAAGGCAGUUGGACAGGUACAUGGAGAAAUCAGCAUGUAAUUUUAUAAUGUGUUUAAGGAAAAUUAAAUGUUCAGCCAAGGCAGUUUCCCCCAUAUGAUUCCCCCAUAUUACUCUCCUUCUAACAUUCUUCUUUUAACACCAUCAUUCUAUUUUAGUCUCCAUCAAAUAAAUACCUGUGGUUUCAUCCCUCCCCUUAGUUCCAUCUGUGUGAGUUAGACAAUCAGAUAUAGGAUGAGAAUUGGGCCAUUUUGGCUCAUCGAGUCUGCUCCACCAUUCCUUCAUGGCGGAUCCAUUUUAUCUUUCAACCCUGUCCUCCUGCCUUCCCUCUGUAACCUACCACGCCCCGACUAAUCAAGAGCCUAUCAACCUCUGCCUUAAAUACACCCAAUGACUUGGCUUCCAAAGCCACCAUCUGAAUUCCACAGAUUCAGCACCCUCUGGCUAAAGAAUUUCCGCCUCAUUGUGAGGCUGUGCCCUCUUGUCCUAGGCUCCUCAACCAUAGGAAACGUCCUCUCCACAUCCACUCUAUCUAGGCCUGUCAGCAUUCAAUAGCUUUCAAUGGGAUCCUUCCCUUAUUCUUUUAAAUUCCAGAGACUACAGGCCCAGAGUCAUCAAUCGCUCUUCGUAUGAUGACCCUUUCAUUCUUGGAGUCAUUCUCAUGAACGUCCUUUGAACUCUUCAAUAUCAGCACAUCCUUUCUUAAAUAAGGGUUCCAAAACUGCUCACAAUACUCCAAGCUUUUUCAAUUCAAGCUUCUUCACAAUGAAUCAGUGAGCUCCGCCUUCGUAUAAAAUGGCAGGUAAUGACGCCUUGAGGAUAUGUGGUAAGGGAAAUGGUGAAAGGUAUUCUAACUGGAAAUCUACUCCAGAUUAUUUAGUGUUGCCACUAGCUGGAUUGAUGAAAAAGUUCAAUUCUUUAUCUCUUGCAUCCUCAAAGCAGUAAAAAUCAGCAGAAAUUUAUUUUGCUGUGUUUUGCACUGUUUUGAACCAAAUUGAGCUUAUUACUUCCUAUUAUCUUUUACCUACAGGGUGGAAGCUAGUAGGAAAAGAUUUAUUUAAGAUAAAAAUGAAUAAAUAUUUGAAGGAUCCAGAAAACUGGCACAGAAGAGGAGUUGAAGCCAGUAUGGAUCUGCUACUGUCACCUUGAAUGAGGGGUGCUUGAGUUCCAGGCACGUUAAGAGUGAGGCAGCAAAAUGUACAAUAUGUUUGCAGAUGGAUUGUGUUCCUAUUUUUUGAGAAUGGGAGACAUAUAAUGAGUAUUUUUAACUUAAUCUAUUUUAUUUACUAAACAUUGCAUCUUUAGGAGGUGUAUGAAGUCAAUAUUGCUGACUUAUAUUUUCAAACGCAGUCUGCCACAAUUAUGGAUUGAAUUCAUCGAAGACAGUUUUUCAUCUAAGUGAACUACUUGAAUAAAAUGUGUGUUACUGUAUUAAAAAAAUACAUUUCAGUAAUUGGAACAAAUUUUUGUCCUUGCAUUCUAAAACGAGCUCCCUUUGAUCGUCCUGGAGAUGAGUGUUACUGUGAUGUUUAGCAGUGUGUUGCAAUUAAAAUGUGCUUGGGACUAAAUUUAGUGCGAUAUAAUUAUAAAUUAUUUACUCUGGAUUUCAAACUCAUGUCUGCUAAUGUAAAAGAAAACUCUAACAAUGAAUUGGUAUGUGUGGCUUAGUUACUGAAAUAUGAAUGAACUUGAUAAGAUCCAAGGAUUUUCCUUUGAAAGUAAUUGGGAAAGGAUCAGCUAAAUGUCACGUGUGACUACACUGCUGUAUUUCUAAUAUACAAGGUCAGAAGCCACUUUAUUAGGUACAGAAGUAGAACCUUGUGUGGUCUUCUGCUGCUGUAGCCCAUCCAUGUCAAGGUUCAAUGUGUUGUUCAAAGGCUCAAAGGUAUAUUUAAUAUCAGAGUAUGCAUACAGUAUACAAACUGAAAUUCAUACUCUUCACAGAAUCAACAAAACAAAGAAACACCAUAGAAUGAAUGAUAGAAACAUUGAAGCCCCUCCUCCCCCUCCCUUCAUACAGGCUGCAGCAAAAGCACCGACUCCCCCCACCCGCACUAGAUGCUCUUCUGCACACCAAUGUUGUAAUGCAUGGUCAUUUGAGUUGUCUUGAAGCAGUCUGGCCACACUCCUCUGGCCUCAUAAACAGGAUGUUUUUGCCCCAGAAUUGCUGCUCAUUUGAUGUUUUUUUUGUGUGUUUUGCGCACCAUUCUCUGUAAACUCAAGAGGGUUCUUCAUGAAAAUCCCAGGAGAUCUGCAAUUUCUGACUCAAACCACACUGUGGGGCACCAACAAUCAUUCCAUGGUCGAAGUCACUUGGAUCACAUUUCUUCCCCAUGCUGAUGUUUGGUCUGAACGACAACUGAACCUCUUGACCAUGUCUGCAUGCUUUUAUGCUUUGAGCUGCUGCCACAUGAUUGGCUGAUUAGAUAUCUACAUUAACCAGCAGGUGUACCUAAAAAAGUGGCCGCAGUGUAUAUAGUUUACUUCAAUAUCUUUGUACUUUGCUGCUAUUUUUAUAGAUCUAUUUAAAAUGUUUUCUUAAUGGGAGUGGCCUGUGAUUCAACUGCUUCUGCACAAAAUUGUAUUUCUGUAACCUGAUUACUAGUGAUGUUCUAUUUGAUUACAAUAAGUACUUUAACAUGUCCUUAUUUUAUAAGAGUUAUUGCUAAUUCAAAGUGCAGGUUUUUACAUUUAAUUAAAAUGCUGU
This is a messenger RNA of Mobula hypostoma (lesser devil ray), 8626 nucleotides long. Its product is annotated as frizzled-6-like. The coding region runs from base 546 to 2723 and encodes 725 amino acids. Gene Ontology annotation, molecular function: Wnt-protein binding; Wnt receptor activity. The transcript has 7 exons. The record is from RefSeq and is a predicted model, not a curated record. Gene Ontology annotation, cellular component: plasma membrane. NCBI's taxonomy places the organism in Eukaryota, Metazoa, Chordata, Chondrichthyes, Myliobatiformes, Myliobatidae. Gene Ontology annotation, biological process: canonical Wnt signaling pathway; non-canonical Wnt signaling pathway.